This is a messenger RNA of Cylicocyclus nassatus, 813 nucleotides long. The record is from the annotation of a GenBank genome assembly. Lineage: Eukaryota; Metazoa; Nematoda; Chromadorea; Rhabditida; Strongylidae.
AUGGAAAAAGCGUACGGCUGGGUCUACGAUGUGUGCGAUGGGAACGAAUUGCUUAUCAAUAUCAUCGCUGGAAAUCUUGUAACGACUUCAUUUUUCUAUCUCUUCAAUCUCUUCUUUGUCUUUAUCGAUGCUUUUGAACCUGAAUGGAGUAGAAAAUUCAAGAUCCAGGAAAAUAAAAAGGCUACAAUAUCGAAAUAUGUUGAGUCAGUCAAGCAAGUGUUAUUCAAUCAGCUGAUAGUUGGUGGUCUUACAGUCGCAGUAUUCCACUACCCAAUGAAGCUAGCAGGAGUGUCUUUCGGAAAGAAUCUGCCAAGCAGUCAAACAGUCCUGCUACAGAUACUCUUCUGCAUAGUAAUUGAGGAGAUAGGUUUCUAUUACACCCAUAGGCUAUUUCAUCAUCCCAAACUGUAUAAACAUAUUCACAAAAAGCAUCAUGACUGGACGGCACCGGUUUCAAUCACGAGUAUCUAUUGUCACCCGAUUGAGCACGCCUUCUCCAAUUUGACUCCAGUGCUUCUAGGUCCGACCCUCUGCGGGGCCCAUGUGACCACUCUGUGGCUUUGGUCAUGCAUUGCCAUAAUGUCCACUACGUUUUCUCACAGUGGAUAUCAUUUUCCAUUCCAACCAUCUCCAGAAUCUCAUGACUAUCAUCACAAAGUGUUCAACGAGUGCUAUGGUGUACUUGGAAUUCUUGACCAUAUUCAUGGCACGGCAUCAACAUUCGAAAGAUCUGUGCACUACAAGAGACAUGGAACGUACUUCUCUCUGAAACCAAUCAAGGAAAUUUACCCGGACGAAGGAAGGAAACGUUGA